Molecule: messenger RNA, 690 nt
Organism: Sodiomyces alkalinus F11
Lineage: Eukaryota; Fungi; Ascomycota; Sordariomycetes; Glomerellales; Plectosphaerellaceae
Exons: 4
Coding region: 1-510 (169 amino acids)
Source: RefSeq, a predicted model, not a curated record
AUGGAUAUGAAUUUCCCCGAGAAGUUGUCCCAAAUUCUCCUCCCAACGGUCUCUCAAGUGGCCUCUCCUGUCUCCUGGCGGCUCACGAUGCAGAUGCUGCACAGCGCGUCCCGAAACACACUGCCACUCCUUACAGUCGACUUACGUCCCAUACCUCUAUACACUAUCGAGUCUCACAAGAACCAGCAAGCUGUUGCAGCAAACAGACAAGUCAGCAUCCCAUUCUCCGAUUUGACCCCACGUGCCCACAAGGCCAAACCUCUCGACACUGGUCGACUAAGGUAUGAAUUGGCCUCUCAAAUCAAUGCCCCCCAUCUCUCCACUGCAUUCGUGCAUCUGGUCUGCGGCCAUGCAAGUCAGUUUGCCGGGCCGGGCAAGGCAGGACACAAACUCAUGUCUUGCAUCUACGAGGUGUCUAUCCACCUGCACGCAUCGGCCGGCCAGUUCGUCAUCUUGAACGCCAUCUGCAAAGGGACCGAGGCCUCUCGCUGGCCCACGAAACUCGCAUGAGAGGGCUGCCUGCUCUCGGUGUCCGUUUUUGGGCAGAACAUCGUCAUUCACCCCACACUGUCUCUGCAGCGAAGAGGUUCUCCCUCUUUUGUAGGACUUUGUGUCCACUGCUAUCGGUACAUCACGAGGCACAUCAUCUCGAACCUCCCGCGUCUCUUUGAACACACGCCCUUGAGAUCG